CGACAUAGCCAUCCAUUCACAGAGCCGCUCCAACGCGUCAACUUCCUCCACUGUUGCAAGACCUCCUCUUCUCCGUUCAUUUCCUCGUUCUUCAUUCCCAUUCUUCAUUCUCUCUCCUUGCCACUACAGUCGCUCUUUUGACAUAUUCAGUCCCUCGUUGAUAUAAAUCAUGUUACUACGCUUCCUAUCCAUAAUCUACCUCGGCGCAUGCACCGCGCUAGCCACACAACCCCGGAAUGAUACUUUUGCGCAUCGGUCAGACAUCAAUCAAAUCCGGCUACCAUGUGCGCCAUGCGCGUUCGCAGAUACUACCUGUUCGCAGGAUAGAAAGCCAAAUGCAUACUUGACCCUCGACUUCACAAUGACAAAUGGCACCCUCGUCGCCAACGACAUUCCCAUCUUCCCAUCUACCUCCACGGAUAUGCAGCUCCCGGCUACCCGCCACUGGUCCUCGAAAACAAGCAAGGAAACCGAAGAUGUCCGUUUAACCUACGCCCUGCAUACGCAACGAGUUCCUCCCCGUGCGCAGGGGAAGUUAUACCGGUUUACUAUGAAUCUACUCGAUAACCAAGGUCGACCAGCUACCACGGAUCUAGUCAGUCUGACGCUCGUCCGCAACGCAGAGGAGAAACUACUUCUCUCUAGUAUAAGGGUGGAGCCAGCAGUGCACCACACCCAGCGCUGGAAGCUGAAAUACUGGAGGACGCAAGUCGGGGGAUACAUGGUCACCAUAAAGGAAGCAGUCAAGAGCCGCUUACACGGGGAAUCAAACUCCUCGGACAAACUCCUUAUCAUCGACGGACACCGUCACUCAACAGAGUCAGAGCAGGAUCUCGACUCCACCACACCAAAAAUCCCGUCAGACAACGACUCGCAUUUCCAGAUCCUCUCGUUUUACCAAUUCACUCAUUACCCCUCGCAGCAUAGUAGCUCUAACCAUCAUUUCCUGCGUCUUGUCCGGCCGAUCAUUAUGCCAGCGUUGCUGGGAAUUAUGGCUGGUUUUGUGGCAUGCGUGAUUGGAUUCCUGGUUGGACGGAUCGGGGCUUCGAUUUAUUUCCAUGUUCGGGGUAAGAAGCAGGUUGGUUCUGCUGUAUCCGCGGCGGAUAUAGAAGAGGGCUUUGUUUCGGAGAAGCAGGGGCUUUUGGAGAUGUAUGAGUAGUGACAUUCUUUACUAUUUCUUUUUUUUUUUUUUUAAACCUGAAUUCAAGACCAUACUGUGUAUGGUAUACACCUGGAGUGAUACCGGAUUAUAUAGUCAAUUGAGACUAGAACACAUCAAUAAGGCCGGCUGGCCCAAUGGUAAGGCGC
Messenger RNA from Aspergillus glaucus CBS 516.65, 1308 nucleotides. RefSeq lists its product as uncharacterized. The coding region runs from base 170 to 1159 and encodes 329 amino acids. The transcript is spliced from 2 exons. Lineage: Eukaryota; Fungi; Ascomycota; Eurotiomycetes; Eurotiales; Aspergillaceae. The record is from RefSeq and is a predicted model, not a curated record.